Molecule: messenger RNA, 2424 nt
Organism: Theobroma cacao (cacao)
Lineage: Eukaryota; Viridiplantae; Streptophyta; Magnoliopsida; Malvales; Malvaceae
Gene: RLP46
Product: receptor like protein 46
Molecular function (GO): protein binding
Source: RefSeq, a predicted model, not a curated record
AUGGCCAACUUAAGCCUUCUUUCUGGAUCAUACUUCAUGUUCUUUAUCCUAUGCCUCAGCCUCAGGGGUUCCCUUUCAUGCCUUCAUGAUCAACGAGAAGCUCUCCUGGACUUGAAAGAUGUACUAGUUCGAGACAUGGUAACAGACAACUCAACAGAUUUGUUUCUUGGUGGUUUAGAGACAUGGAAUUCCAGUUCGGAAUGUUGUCAGUGGAUCCUGGUACAGUGCAAUUCUCGCUCAUCUUCGCAAGAAGUGACUGGUCUGAAUCUAUCCAGUCUUUUUCCCUUGCGAGGAAAGGCUUCAACUGUUUUGGAAUCAGUUUUCCGGAUAAAGACCUUAAUGUCGCUUGACAUUUCCUACAAUUCAUUGCAUGGUGAAAUUCCACGUAUUGGGUUUGGCAAUUUGACUGAGCUAGCGCAUCUUGACAUGAGGGGAAAUAGCUUCAAUGGUUCUAUUCCUCCUCGGUUGUUUCGUUUAAGGAAUCUUGAAUUCCUUGAUCUCAGUGUUAACAUGAUUGAGGGUAGCUUACCUGGUGAUGUUGGCGGUCUUAAGAAGCUGAAACAGUUGAGCUUGGAUGCCAAUAUCAUUCGUGGAGAGAUUCCUGAAGAAAUUGGAAACCUCAUUGAACUGAGGAAGUUGACACUUCCGGGCAACCAAAUUUCUGGCAGGAUUCCAUUGUCAAUAUCGCAGCUAAGGAAGCUGGAAGUAUUGCAGCUGCAGAACAAUUCAUUGUCCGAGGAGAUUCCAUCAGACAUUGGGAACUUGGUGAACAUGACUACUUUAGACUUGAGCAAGAAUAAUUUGAGUGGUGAAAUCCCAUCAUCAAUUCAGAAGCUGGGAAAGCUGGAGACACUUCAGCUGGAGAAUAAUAAGCUCUCUGGCGAGAUCCCAACAUGGUUAUUUGAUCUCAAGGAGAUGAAGAAGUUGCACCUUGGAGGAAACAGACUAGCAUGGAAUAACGAUAUCACAAUCACUCCAAAGUGUACGUUAUCUUCUUUAUCAUUGAGAUCUUGCAGUGUUAGUGGUCAGAUUCCUCGCUGGCUCUCCAAUCAAACUGAUCUUAUUUUCUUGGACUUGAGUGAGAAUCAGAUCGAAGGAGACUUCCCACAGUGGUUAGCUGAACAAAAUCUCGGAACUAUUAUUUUAUCAGAUAACAAGCUUGCAGGUUCUCUCCCACCUCAGUUGUUUCAAUCUCGAAAUUUGUCAGUCCUUGCCUUGUCAAGAAACAACUUUUCUGGGGAACUGCCAGAAAUUAAUACUACUUCAAUAAUGGUACUCAUGCUCUCAGAAAACAACUUUUCUGGGCCGGUGCCAAAAUCUCUCUCCAAUAUCUAUAGGCUAUUACUUCUGGACUUGUCAACAAAUAGCUUCUCUGGCAGUGAAUUUCCAGCAUUUGGAGAAGAUGGCUUAAUUGCUUAUGUUGAUAUAUCUUCCAAUAAAUUGUCUGGCAAGGUUCCUGCAGCUUUGGGACUGAACCUAAUGAUGCUUUCAUUGAGCCAAAAUGACUUUUCUGGUUCAUUACCUCAGAAUUUGAGCAAUUUGAGUCAGCUUGAACAUCUUGAUCUUCAUGACAACAAUAUAACUGGUGAAUUUCCAGCAUUCCUCUAUCAGUUGUCCUCACUUCAGGUACUUAAUCUUAGGAACAAUUCCAUUGAGGGGUCAAUCUCUGAUGAUCUGUCAAAUCUUAGUAGUCUCCGAAUCCUAGACCUCUCCAACAAUAACCUCAUCGGUGACAUUCCUCCAAGUUUGGGGAAUCUUACUGGAAUGAUUGAUACACCUGAUGUCCCAUCAACGCUUUCUGAAAUUUUUAGCUUUCAAGUUGAAAUCCAUGACUUGAUAGUAAACUGGAAGAAUUCAAAGCGAGGCCUCUCUAACCGGAACCUGGAUAUCUAUACUUUCUUGGACUUGUCAAAGAACCAGUUAUCAGGAGAAGUUCCUCCUUCAUUAGGCAGUCUUAAACGUUUGAAGUUACUCAACCUUUCAUACAAUGAGCUUUCAGGCAACAUUCCUAUGAGUUUUGGUGAUCUGGAGAGUUUAGAGGCCUUGGAUUUGUCAGACAAUAAACUUGAUGGUGAAAUACCCGGAACAUUUGCCAAGCUCCAGGAACUAAAUACUUUAGACUUGAGCAACAACAAACUUGCAGGUAAAAUUCCUGAGAGUCCUCAAUUGGAUACGCUGAUUGAUCCAGACAUUUAUGCCAACAACAGUGGACUGUGCGGGGUGCAAAUUGAUGCCCCUUGUGAAGAAGACUCGCAGCCACCUGAGUCACCAGAGGAGGAGAAAAAGGAAACAUGGUUUUCAUGGGAAGCGGCAGGAAUUGGCUACCCUGUUGGGUUCUUGUCUUCAACUGCACUGAUGUCUGCCAUUGGUUAUUUCACCGUUACACCAUUGCAUCACCGCCGGCGUCAUGCUCGUCGAAGGUGA